This is a messenger RNA of Vicia faba (fava bean), 537 nucleotides long. The record is from the annotation of a GenBank genome assembly. NCBI's taxonomy places the organism in Eukaryota, Viridiplantae, Streptophyta, Magnoliopsida, Fabales, Fabaceae.
AUGGCGCGACCGAUUGAAGCUGUGAAAGACAUCAACGACUCAAAGGAUUUGUGGAAGAUUGCUGUUCGUUGUAAACAUAUGUGGACUGUGACAAGUUCAUCCAACAAACAACACUUGGAACUCAUUUUGGUUGAUUCAAAUCUGGAUAUGAUUCAAGCCAUUGUCCCACCGCCUUUGGUGUCAAGAUACUUGGCUGAACUUGCUAUUGGAGGGUCAUACAUAAUGCAGAAUUUCAAAGUCUCGAAUAAUGAUUUCUCAUUCAAAUCAAGUACUCAUGGUUUCAAGUUGGUCUUUUGUGGUUCAACUUUUAUUAGGAAAACAGAAUUACCAGACAUUCCUGUAAAUUUUUUAAACAUUAUUGGGUUGGACACCAUUGUUGAUGAAAAGUUUCAGUCUAAUUUGUUGGUUGAUGUUGUUGGAGGAGUUACUGAGAUUGUGCAAACUCAAAUCAAUGCUGAUAAUAACAAAAGCAAGGCUGUGUUUAUAAUAACCGAUAUGAGCAGCAAAUCUUUCGUUCAGUGUACUUUAUGGGGAUGA